Molecule: messenger RNA, 1245 nt
Organism: Penicillium nucicola
Lineage: Eukaryota; Fungi; Ascomycota; Eurotiomycetes; Eurotiales; Aspergillaceae
Exons: 1
Coding region: 1-1245 (414 amino acids)
Molecular function (GO): FAD binding
Source: RefSeq, a predicted model, not a curated record
AUGGCCCCUUUGAAAGUUCUGAUCGUCGGCGGAGGUGUUGGAGGUCCCGCUCUGGCCUUCUGGUUGUCUCGUAUUGGACAUGAGGUGGUCAUUGUCGAACGCUUUCCCGCCUUGAGAGCCUCAGGAGCUCAGAUCGAUCUUCGUGGACAAGGAAUCGAAGCGGUGAAGCGCAUGGGACUCAUUGAAGCCAUUCGAAGCAAGCGUGUUGAUGAAGACGGGAUGACCUUUGUCGACAGCGAUGGAAAGGCCAGGGGAACGAUUCUGGCUAAUAAGUCCGGGCAAGGGGCUCAGUCUCUGACGUCUGAGUAUGAGAUUAUGCGAGGAGAUCUCGUUCGGAUCUUCUACGAAGCAACGAAAGACAAGGUACAAUACAUCUUCGGUAAAACGGUCGAUCGCUUCACGCAAGAUGACGAGAAAGUCACCGCUCAGUUCUCAGAUGGCACUACCGAUACAUUCGAUCUGCUUGUUGGGGCUGAUGGUCAGGGCUCACGUAUCCGCAAAGAUAUCCUUCCUCCUGAUGCUCCAGAUCCGUAUCACCCACUGGGGAUACACAUGGCUUAUUGGUUCAUACCCCGGGAAGAAUCCGAUAAUAGCCUUUGCAACUCGUACCUAAGCCCUGGUGGUCGAAUGAUUUUGCGAAGAGCCCACAGUGCCACCGAGGCAAAUGUGUGCUUUUUCCUGAGAUCCGACUCGGAUGAACUGCGAAGCAUUCCGAGGGCGUCAAUUGAACGACAGAAGGAAUUUUGGACACAAAAGUUUCGCAAUGCUGGAUGGCAAACCGAUCGUUUCCUGGCAGGCAUGAAGACAACUGAAAACUGGUUCUGUCUGGACCUUGUCCAGAUCAAAACAGAUACCUGGCACUCUGGGCGUGUGGUGCUUCUCGGUGAUGCGGCACAUUGCCCUUCUCCAUUGACGGGAAUGGGAACGACAAGCAGCUUGAUUGGCGCUUAUGUUUUGGCCGGAGAGAUCGCGCGCAGUACCGAUGAUUUGUCUGGGGCCUUUAGAAACUACGAUGACACGCUUCGACCUUUGAUUAAGGAGGCUCAGCAUGUGAACUUGUCUGCUGUGAGAUAUGCUGUGCCGGAUUCCCAGUGGGCGAUCUCUAUUGUCCAUUUCUUCGUUGGGAUUGCGUGUUUCCUUCGUAUCCCUGAUCUCAUAUCCCGUUUUUCGAGUGAUAAAGAUGGAGGUUGGAAAUUGCCUGAUUAUCCUGAGCUUGAUCCGAUUAAAGAAACUGCUACUUCUUGA